ACAAAGUUAGCCUUCAAAAUACUUACAAAUCCCAAUAAAAGACUUCAUCUCCAUGUGUAUUUGAGUGUCAACGACAAGUCUACACAAAGGGUAAGAGGUCAACAAGACCACACAACACUUCUUACUAUUAGUUUUGCAAAGGCCGUUCGUUGGACAUUUCCUUCUCUCUCCUCCCCUCUUCUUCUUCUUGUUCGCUCUAUAAACUCUCAUCUCUCACGUCUUUUUUUCCUUACAUUCUCCAAACUCAAAAUUUCAUCACAUUAAUUUCUCUCUAUUUUUCUUUUCUUACUUCAAUAGUAAUGGAUAACACUGACCGUCGUCGCCGUCGUAAGCAACACAAAAUCGCCCUCCAUGACUCUGAAGAAGUGAGCAGUAUCGAAUGGGAGUUUAUCAACAUGACUGAACAAGAAGAAGAUCUCAUCUUUCGAAUGUACAGACUUGUCGGUGAUAGGUGGGAUUUGAUAGCAGGAAGAGUUCCUGGAAGACAACCAGAGGAGAUAGAGAGAUAUUGGAUAAUGAGAAACAGUGAAGGCUUUGCUGAUAAACGACGCCAGCUUCACUCAUCUUCCCACAAACAUACCAAGCCUCACCGUCCUCGCUUUUCUAUCUAUCCUUCCUAGUGUUUUUGUUUUUAAGCCAACGAAAAAAGAAAAUAAAAAAAUUAUAAUAGAUGUAUAGUAGUGGUUCUUGUUAGUUUGAAGAAUUCAUCAUCUAUUGUUUUCUUUUUGUUGUUAUUUCAUUUAUAAUUUUUAUAGUAUAGGUUUCAUUUGGUAAUCAACUUUAAUCCAUGCGGUUAGGUUUUUUUAUUUUCUCGUCUACGACUUUUAUAUCCACAACUAGAUUUUAAUCCGCGGUAUAUCGCGGUAUAAUUUACUUUUUAAAGUUAAUAUAUAUUAAAACUUG
Arabidopsis thaliana (thale cress) is the source of this 903-nucleotide messenger RNA. RefSeq names its product Homeodomain-like superfamily protein (gene TRY). Gene Ontology annotation, cellular component: nucleus. The transcript is spliced from 3 exons. NCBI's taxonomy places the organism in Eukaryota, Viridiplantae, Streptophyta, Magnoliopsida, Brassicales, Brassicaceae. The record is from RefSeq and is marked reviewed. Gene Ontology annotation, biological process: regulation of trichome patterning; regulation of DNA-templated transcription; trichome differentiation. Bases 300 to 620 code for a protein of 106 amino acids.